Caenorhabditis sp. 36 PRJEB53466 is the source of this 1561-nucleotide messenger RNA. The record is from the annotation of a GenBank genome assembly. Lineage: Eukaryota; Metazoa; Nematoda; Chromadorea; Rhabditida; Rhabditidae.
AUGCCCGAUGAUUUCGUCACAUCGGGAGUGGCUUAUUUGGCAGAGAAGUACACCGUCUCACGCAGGUCAGAGGUAGUGUCAGAAUACUCUCUGCGACCGGGCGGCUCCAACUUUGGCUUAGCAGGUCAUAAUGGAGUAAAAAGGGACACAACACUGCUCUAAACAGCAACACCAUCAGCCUCAGUCCUCCGCACUCGGCCACUGCUUCUGCUCAGGCAGAUCCAGAAGCAAGUCGAGAGAGGCGAUCCAAUCUCGGAGUACCCACAGUCUGCCAUUUGGUACGGAGCAAGAUCACCCGGCCAAAAACAAGAAGAACCGAUCUGCGAGUCUGCACCUUCAACUUCAGGUCAGUAGCCACUGACAGCCGACUCAUGGAGCUUCUCGUUGAGACAAAUCGGAUCAAGUACGAUGUCAUCGGACUUUCCGAAACAAAACGAGAAACCGAAGUGCACUCGACUCAUCGGGACGGGACCGGAGUUUUCUUAGGAUCUCGGAAUACCACUUCCGUGUCAGGAGGUGUCGGCUUCAUAGUCUCGAGCCACCUCCUCCCAAAAGUCACAGAAAUCAAGUUCAUCAACCACCGGAUCGGCUCCCUUACUCUCAAAGUAGGGAAACGAUUCAGCUGCACAAUCUUCCAGGUGUACGCACCAGUAGCUGAUUCGGAUCCAGAAGAACUUGCCGACUUCUAUGACUGCAAUGAAGACGCCUACUUGUCCUACCGCAGCAAGUACAAGCUCAUCAUCGGCGACUUCAAUGCGCGAAUGGGCGCAAGAAAACACACGGAGCGGUUCAUUGGCACGAACGCAAUGGAACCGCGAAACGAAAGUGGCGAACUCUUAGCUACCUUCUGUGAAUCGAACCGUCUGUGGCACAUGAACUCACAAUUCAAAAAGCCGCUCAACAGACGAUGGACACAUUUAAGCCCCGACAAGAAGUUCAAACACAAAUUGACCAUAUCCUGGCCAACGGACGUUUUGUAACUGAUGUCUCGGUGCUCCCCUCGUUCACGAAUGGUAGCGACCACCGUCUCCUCCGCAGCAACCUGCACAUCAACACCAGCGUCGCUAGACACGAGCAGGUCAAGCGGAGGAAGCCCCCGAAAAGAGUGCUGGACCCGGCCAUUGCCCACGCUCUGAGCCAAUCGACAAUAGUUCAAACGAGCCCAGACAUUGACAAAGACUACCAGAAUCUUGUCGAUGCGCUCAAAGAGCUGCAGAGCCAGGCAAUAACACAACCAUCCAACCACUCAACCAAUCGGAUCACAAGGGCUACUCGACAACUUCUAGAAAAACGGAGAUUUAUGGACAGAUCAGACCCCAACUUCGAGUCGCUGUCAAUAAAAUGCCGAGAAGAAGUCGAGAAAGACCACGAAGAGUUCGCCAGUUCCCGCUUUGUGAGCGCCGCUAAUCAAGGGAGAAGCCUGAAAAGGAUGGCAAGGGACAUUCAAGAACGCCCAAUCCUUCAUCCCCUGCCUCAAAUUUCCAACGACCGGCAAAAGAAUCACUUCAAGGACAAAGAUGGAGCAGGAAAUCCAGCAGUUCUACCGGAAACUAUUCAGUAA